This is a messenger RNA of Sebastes umbrosus (honeycomb rockfish), 1397 nucleotides long. RefSeq names its product leucine-rich repeat-containing protein 30-like. Gene Ontology annotation, molecular function: protein binding. The record is from RefSeq and is a predicted model, not a curated record. The transcript has a single exon. Bases 288 to 1181 code for a protein of 297 amino acids. Lineage: Eukaryota; Metazoa; Chordata; Actinopteri; Perciformes; Sebastidae.
CAGUAAGACAGGCAGUUGGUCUGGGAGACGCAGACCACGAGCCCCCAUAGUGCUCAGUUACAGCACCCUGCGACUCAACUCGUGAGGAAAAAACUCAGCCAGGGUUCAGUGUGACUGCUGCCAAACAUCAGGAGUUCUACAACAACUUGUAGAUCUGAUCAUGUUCUGCUCAUUCAAGAACCCUGGAGAUCAAUCGGCAGCCAUUAUCCUCAGCAUUGUUGGUGAUUCAGCUAAUCGCAUGCUGACAUCCUGUUAUAGGCGAUAGAAUCGACAGCGCUGCGAGGACGAUGGGUGGGAAGCAAUCUCGCGGAUUCUCCAACAAGGAGCUGAAUGAGGUGAGUCAACGCAGAAAGAGUUCCGGGAGAGACGACCAGCCCAGCGUGUCCUCGGCCGCCGAGAGGAUCCGCAGACACGCCACGGUGCACUUUGGCUACAGCACCCUCAGCCUGGCCAUGCGAUCGCUCGAUGAGACCCCGUCUGAGCUGUGGGAGCUCCGAGAACUGCAAAAGCUAAACUUGUCCAUGAACUGCCUGUGCUCUCUGCCCUCUGCCCUGGGCGCCAUGAACAAUCUGGAGAUCCUCAACCUGUGGGGUAACAACCUGUCCAGCCUCCCGCCUGAGAUCAGCCUCCUGAAGAAGCUGCGUGUGCUCUUCGCCUGCCGCAACCGCCUGAGCGAGGUCCCCGAGGAGCUGGGCUCCUGCAGCUGCCUGGAGGUGCUCAGCCUGGCCAACAACCAGAUCACAGGCCUCCCCGGCAGCCUGGCGGCCAUGCACAAUCUGACCAAACUCAACCUCAGCCACAACCGCAUCGUACACAUCCCCACCUGCGUCUACAGCAUGAAGGGCCUGGUCUUUCUCCACCUGGCAUGCAACCGUCUGGAGACCAUCGCGGACCAGAUCCAGGACUUGGUUAACCUGAAGAUCCUCAUCGUGGAGGGAAACAGCAUCCACACACUGCCUAAGACGCUGUGCUUCCUGGAGUCUUUAGAGCUACUCAAUGUUGACUUCAAUGACCUGCAGAAUGUGCCGAUGGAACUGUACCUACUGAGCCGGCUUGGGAGGUUGGCCUGCCACCCGAUGGAUAAAGGACUUCAUAUUAUCCACAACCCCCUCCUCAAGCCUAUCCAGGAGGUGCUGCAAGGAGGACUCAGUGCCCUCUAUAACUACCUCAAGCCCACGUGAGGGACUACCACUGUGUGUGUGUGUGUGUGUGUGUGUGCGUGUGUGUGAGUGUGUGUGUGGGUGUGUGUGUAAAAUGGGAUGUUGGCACAAAUCGGCACGUGGUAGUCAUGCCGUGAGCCCUAGCUGUUUCCACAAACAGACAAAUGAGCAUUACUCAGUAUUAAUGUUUCCUGUUUUUUUUUAUGUGAUGUUAAAAAUAAACAAGUAACUGCUGUG